This is a messenger RNA of Balaenoptera musculus (blue whale), 760 nucleotides long. It is a transcript of the gene FAM162A, whose product is annotated as family with sequence similarity 162 member A. The transcript has 5 exons. Bases 159 to 590 code for a protein of 143 amino acids. NCBI's taxonomy places the organism in Eukaryota, Metazoa, Chordata, Mammalia, Artiodactyla, Balaenopteridae. Gene Ontology annotation, cellular component: mitochondrion. The record is from RefSeq and is a predicted model, not a curated record. Gene Ontology annotation, biological process: cellular response to hypoxia; positive regulation of release of cytochrome c from mitochondria; neuron apoptotic process.
GGGCGUCACGCAUGACCCGUUCGCUCUGCCCUCACCUCCCAUAAGCCCCGCCCCAGAGUCCUGCUCGGGGUCCUCCGUUCGCGGCGCUAGGCGACCUUGAGCUUACCCGCGCCACCGCUGGCCUUGGGGCACUGUGUUGGUCGGCGGAGUAGGCGGCCAUGGGGAGCCUCCGCGGCCUGCGCCUGGCGGCUGGAAGUUAUUUUAGGUUCUGUGAAAGAGAUGCUUUCUCAUCUUUAAGGCUUACCAGAAACUCUGAUUUGAAGAGAAUAAAUGGAUUUUGCAACAAACCCCAGGAAAGUCCAAAGCCUCCAACCCACACUUAUGGCCACAGAGUGCCAUUGCAUAAGCCUACGGAUUGGGAGAAGAAGAUCCUAAUAUGGUCAGGUCGCUUCAAAAAGGAAGAUGAAAUCCCAGAGACUGUCUCGUUUGAGAUGCUCGAUGCUGCAAAGAACAAGGUCCGGGUGAAGAUCAGCUAUGUAAUGAUUGCCUUGACGGUGGCAGGAUGCGUCUUGAUGGUUAUUGAGGGCAAGAAGGCUGCCAAAGAAACGAGUCUUUUAACAAGCCUUAAACUAGAAAGAAAGCUCGUCUGAGAGAAGAAGCUGCUGUGGAAGGCCAAAACAGAGUAGCAGAGAUAUCCAUGUUGGCUGGAUUUUGAAAAUCUAGAAACAAUGUUGCAGUAACAGGCCUUAUUAAAAUGAAUGUGGUAUGAAGUUCCCUAAUUCUGCUCUAGAGCUACAAAUAAAUUUUCUUAAAGAAAUGA